Messenger RNA from Apaloderma vittatum (bar-tailed trogon), 1110 nucleotides. RefSeq names its product purinergic receptor P2X, ligand-gated ion channel, 5 (gene P2RX5). NCBI's taxonomy places the organism in Eukaryota, Metazoa, Chordata, Aves, Trogoniformes, Trogonidae. The transcript has 10 exons. The record is from RefSeq and is a predicted model, not a curated record. Gene Ontology annotation, biological process: response to ATP; monoatomic cation transmembrane transport. The coding region runs from base 43 to 1110 and encodes 355 amino acids. Gene Ontology annotation, molecular function: ATP binding; extracellularly ATP-gated monoatomic cation channel activity; purinergic nucleotide receptor activity. Gene Ontology annotation, cellular component: nuclear inner membrane; plasma membrane.
CUGCUGCCUGCUCCAGCCGCCAGCACAGAGCCAGCCGGGAGCAUGGGGCAGGUGGCUUGGAAGGGUUUAUUUCUAUCGCUUUUUGACUAUAAGACGGAGAAAUACGUCAUUGCGAAGAACAAGAAGGUGGGGAUCCUCUAUCGAGUGGUGCAGCUCUCAAUCCUGGCUUACCUGGUGGGGUGGGUGUUUGUUGUUAAGAAAGGCUAUCAGGAUACAGACACAUCCCUCCAGAGCUCUGUCAUCACUAAGCUGAAAGGGGUAGCCUUCACCAACACGUCGGAGCUGGGGGAGAGGCUGUGGGAUGUUGCAGACUACGUCAUCCCUCCACAGGGUGAAAAUGUCUUCUUUGUCAUGACGAAUCUGAUUGUGACGCCAAACCAGAGGCAAGCCACGUGUCCUGAGAGCGAGAGCAUUCCUGAUGCCGUGUGUUACCAGGACGAGGACUGCCCGGCAGGCAAAGCAGUGGUGGCUGGCAACGGGGUUAAGACUGGCCGUUGUUUGAAAGACAGGGACAGUAUCAGAGGGACUUGUGAGAUACUGGCCUGGUGCCCAGUGGAGAAGAGAUCCAAGCCCAAGAAACCCCUUCUCGCCGGUGCAGAAAACUUCACUGUUUACAUCAAGAACUCAAUCCUCUUCCCCAAAUUUAAGUUCUCCAAGAUGAAUGUGCUGGCAACCGACGAGUCCUACCUGAAGAGGUGCCGCUACAGCACAGAACAUCCCUACUGCCCCAUCUUCCUCCUGGGGGACAUCAUCCAGUGGGCUGGGAGUGACUUCCAGGAAAUGGCCUCGGAGGGUGGUGUGAUAGGAAUUCAGAUUGAAUGGAACUGUGAUCUUGAUAAAGCCCCUUCUGAAUGUAAUCCUCACUAUUCUUUUAGCCGUCUGGAUAACAAUUUUGCAGAAAAGUCCAUCUCUUCUGGGUACAACUUCAGGUUUGCCAAAUAUUACCGGGAUGCGGAGGGGGUUGACUACCGGACGCUCAUUAAAGCAUAUGGAAUCCGCUUUGAUGUGAUGGUAAACGGCAAGGGAGCUUUCUUUUGUGACCUGGUGCUGCUGUAUCUGAUUAAAAAGAGUAACUUUUAUCGAGGCAAAAAGUACGAGGAAGUAAAGUAA